AUGCUUACGCCAUUUUUCACUAUCGACCAGAACGAGGAGUUUAUUUUUAUCAAUGUGAAGGUGUCGCAUAUCAGGUUUUCUGCGCUGGCGAUAGAGAUGGUUGUGGACAAUGAGUUGUUUAUUUUCUCGCUUAACCCAUACUACUUGAGGAUAAGGCUUCCGUUUCCGUUGGUGGACGAUGAGAGGGCUCAUGCUGAGUUUGACCUGAAGGAAGGGUUUGUGAGGAUCAAGGUGGCCAAGGAGAAUAAGGGCCAGGUGUUUCCAGAUUUGGAUCUUACUGCUAAGCUUCUUGCGAGGAAAGAGCCAGAACUGGCCCCACAACAGAAACCGCUUAUCGAGGACCUUGAUGUGUCGAAUGCUGACGUUUCUGAGGGAGUGGCUCAGGAGGGGGAGAAACACGAUUGGGAAAUUGAACAGACCGCCGAGACGUUGGAGGACCAGCCUUUGACGGUGCAAUAUGGGUUUAAUAACGCUUACAAUGGAGUCAUUGGCGUUUCCAUGUCGAAUGGUAAUGAUAUCAACGAAUUGGGUAACCCGGAAGCUGCCCAGGGCCCUGACCGUGUGCUUGAACGACUCAUCAAAGAGAACAUCAAGUUUGACCCAGAAUACUACGCAGCUGACUAUAUCAUGGAAAAGUACCCUUCUCCAGAUGACGAUAAGAUCUUUGCGGGUAUUUUAAAGUGGAAGCUGCCGGCAACUAAAAUGUUUGCCAAUUGGUAUUCAAAGAACCAGGCACUUCCAGCUGAAGAACGAUCUCUGACAAUGCCAGUGGUUUUUUCCAAGGAGGAGCAGGAAAAGAUGCUUCAACUUCCUCGCAAGAACUACUUGGUUGACGAUUCACAUAAGCCACAGCUUUAUGUUCUCAUUGCAUCUCUUCUUUUUGCAUACCAGUAUGAUCUACGAGAAAACGAAGGUGAGCACAACAUCGAAAGUGCAUGGACAGUGGGUAAGUUGGUCCCCCAAUUUGCAUUCCUCGAUUCCCAGAUUCAUAUCUCAAAUGAAAGCAGCAACGAUACAAUCUUGCGUGCUGCUAUAAUAGCAUCUGUUCGUCGGGCACUCUCGUACCCAUAUCAUAGAAACUAUAAACUAGCACGAGCAGCUUGGAACGACGCAUACUACACACUUAGAGGAGGCAAGAGAAUGGUGCUCAAGUGUUUACUUGAUUUGAAGGAGCUUUUCCGCUAUCAUGACGUUUACUAUGUAUAUGACAAGAUUUGGCUCGAGGACCUUUGCCUGUGGUUCAUUGGUGACCAAGUUAGCGAGAACUUAAUCAGAACUUUGGCACACGAUUUGAAAAAAGAAGUUGAUGCGUUGCAAAAAUCGGAUAUCACUUUUGAAAAGGUGGAUGACACACAAGAUGGCGAUGAAAUGAUCGCCCUUGAUAUUGGAGAAGUAGAAAUUAUGGCUGAGGAGUCGUUUGCAGCGGCAAACAGCGCUUGA
Candidozyma haemuli is the source of this 1440-nucleotide messenger RNA. RefSeq names its product Hsp90 cochaperone. The record is from RefSeq and is a predicted model, not a curated record. The transcript has a single exon. The coding region runs from base 1 to 1440 and encodes 479 amino acids. Gene Ontology annotation, cellular component: nucleoplasm; cytoplasm. Lineage: Eukaryota; Fungi; Ascomycota; Pichiomycetes; Serinales; Metschnikowiaceae. Gene Ontology annotation, biological process: box H/ACA snoRNP assembly.